AUGACUAUUAGUGAGCAAUUGAAAGAGAAAUUUACAAAUGAAGAAACAACCAAUGAAGAACAAAAUAAUAGAGAUAAGCUAUAUGAAUUAUUAAAUGAGUCAAAUAUUAGGAAUAAUUUGGAGGUUUUGGAAUUUAUUAACAAUAAUGAAUUGACUUUAACAAAAGAGAUUUUAAAUGAAGAUGAAAUAAUUGAGAUGAUCUUAAAUGAAGUAAAUGAAGUAAAUGAUGAAUCAGGAUCAAUAUCUGAUCCUGUAUCAAUGGAUUCACUAUUACUUUCAUUGCCCUGA
Molecule: messenger RNA, 288 nt
Organism: Entrophospora sp. SA101
Lineage: Eukaryota; Fungi; Glomeromycota; Glomeromycetes; Entrophosporales; Entrophosporaceae
Source: the annotation of a GenBank genome assembly